This is a messenger RNA of Apaloderma vittatum (bar-tailed trogon), 765 nucleotides long. RefSeq names its product aquaporin 9 (gene AQP9). Lineage: Eukaryota; Metazoa; Chordata; Aves; Trogoniformes; Trogonidae. Gene Ontology annotation, cellular component: basolateral plasma membrane; plasma membrane. Gene Ontology annotation, molecular function: glycerol channel activity; urea transmembrane transporter activity; water channel activity. The record is from RefSeq and is a predicted model, not a curated record. The transcript has 5 exons. Gene Ontology annotation, biological process: glycerol transmembrane transport; water transport. The annotation marks the transcript as partial.
UUAUACUGAUAGUAAGUGUCAGCUGCUUUCCUUUCCUCCUACUAAUCUCAAGUUGGACAGUGCUUGUAAGGGGACAUGUAUGCUUUUUUCUUGUACUGUAUCAGCAGCGUGGUUACUGCCAGACAAACACUGUACAGCCUUGAAUGACUUGCUUCUAUUUAUGGCACUUGGAUGUGGGUGCGUGGGACAGGCUGUCCUUAGCAGAGGAGCCCAUGGUGGGCCCAUGACGGUAUCAGUUGGAUUUGCAAUGGCAGUCACCAUAGCAGUGUAUGUGUCUGGGGGGGUCUCUGGUGGUCACUUAAACCCAGCCGUUUCAUUAGCCAUGUGCGUGACUGGAAGAUUAAAAUGGACCAAAUUACCAACUUACAUAUUAGCACAACUCCUGGGAGCAUUCGUUGGAGCAGCGGCUGUCUUUGGGAUUUAUUAUGAUGCCUUUAUGGAAUACAGCAAUGGAACACUUGAAGUCACAGGACCUAACGCAACAGCACACAUCUUCGCAACAUAUCCAGCUCCCUAUCUAUCCCUCAUAAAUGGAUUUGCAGAUCAGGUGAUGUCAACAGCUGUUCUUCUUCUGGCUAUAUUUGCUAUUUUUGACACCAGAAAUAACAGUGUACCAAAGGGCCUGGAGCCUAUUGCAGUAGGACUUCUUAUAAUUGUUCUUACGUGCUCCUUGGGAAUGAACAGUGGCUGUGCCAUGAACCCGGCCAGGGAUCUAGGCCCGAGGCUCUUCACAGCCGUUGCAGGAUGGGGGAUGGAAGUAUUCAC